CUCACAGAUUUCAUUCUGCUACAGCUGGUGGCUGAGCAUUUCUGCCUGGCAUGGCGGAGGAUCAGGAGCUGACUCAGCCACACAAAGCUCAACUCGAGCCCUCCCUUCCGCAGCGCACCAGCAACACAUACCGCAGUGCAGAGCACUCUCAGGCCUUGCUCAGUGGCUUGGUAUCUCUCCGAGACAGCAGCAUCCUCUUCGAUGUAGUUCUGGUAGUGGAAGAGAAACCUAUUGAGGCUCAUCGCAUACUUCUAGCUGCAUCCUGUGACUAUUUCAGAGGAAUGUUUGCAGGAGGACUGAGAGAAAUGGAACAAGAAGAAGUUCAUAUUCAUGGCAUCUCCUACAAUGCAAUGUGUAAAAUCUUGAACUUCAUUUACACUUCUGAGCUGGAACUCAGUGUGAACAGUGUACAGGAAACCUUAGCUGCAGCCUGUCAGCUUCAGAUUCCAGAAGUCAUUAAGUUCUGUUGUGAUUUUCUCAUGUCCUGGGUAGAUGAAGAGAACAUCCUCGAUGUAUACAGACUAGCUGACCAUUAUGACUUGAGACAUUUGAGUGAUCAGCUGGACUCCUACAUUUUGAAGAACUUUGCAGCUUUCUCAAGGACACAAGUGUACCGACAGCUACCCUUGCAGAAGGUCUACUCCCUUCUCAGCAGCAACCGUUUGGAGGUUAACUAUGAGUUUGAAGUUUACGACGGGGCACUUUUUUAUCAUUAUUCUCCAGAGCAACUGGAGACAGAUCAGGUCUCCCUAAUGGAGCCCCUUAAGCUACUUGAGACAGUUCGUUUUCCGCUGAUGGAACCCCAGAUCCUGCAAAGGCUUCAUGACAAAUUAAGUCCAUGUCCUUUAAAAGAUACAGUCGCAGAUGCAUUAAUGUACCACAAGAAUGAGUGUCUUCAGCCAAUGCUUCAGAGCUCCCAGACACAGCUGAGAUCAGAGUUCCAGUGUGUAGUGGGAUUUGGAGGGAUGCAUUCUACUCCAUCCAUUGUCCUCAGUGAUCAAGCCAAGUACUUGAACCCCUUGUUGGGAGAGUGGAGGCACUUUACAGCUGCACUAGCCCCCAGAAUGUCCAACCAGGGGAUUGCUGUUCUCAAUAAUUUUGUAUAUUUAAUUGGCGGAGACAACAAUGUAAGUGGUUUUCGAGCAGAGUCAAGGUGUUGGAGGUAUGACCCGCGACACAACAAGUGGUUCCAGAUCCAGUCCCUACAGCAAGAGCAUGCUGACCUCAGUGUCUGUGUUGUGGACAACUAUAUAUAUGCUGUCGCAGGACGAGAUUACCAUGAAGACCUGAGGGAGGUGGAGAGGUAUGACCCUAAAAGCAACACUUGGGAAUAUGUGACACCUCUGAAGAAGGAGGUAUAUGCACAUGCUGGAGCAGCACUGGAUGGGAAAAUGUAUAUUACCUGUGGGAGGAGAGGAGAAGACUACUUGAAGGAGCUGCAGUGUUACGACCCAAAGACUGACCGCUGGGACGUUUUAGCAGAUGGUCCAGUGAGACGUGCUUGGCAUGGGAUGGCUGCACUGCUAGGAAAACUCUAUGUAAUUGGAGGAAGCAACAAUGAUUCUGGCUACAGAAGGGAUGUUCACCAGGUUGCCUGCUAUAGGCCAAGCACUGAUCAGUGGACAAAUGUAUGUCCACUUCCUGCGGGACAUGGAGAGCCAGGUAUUGCAGUCUUAGACAACAGGAUCUAUGUCUUGGGUGGCAGAUCCCACAACAGAGGAAUCCGCAUGGACUAUGUCCACAUUUAUGAUGCAGAGAGAGACUGUUGGGAGGAAGGACCCCAGUUGGAGGAUGAUAUUUCUGGGAUGGCUGCCUGUGUCCUCACUUUGCCCAGGGCUAUUUUAAUGGAAACAGAGAAAUGGUUCUCAGAAUGGCAUGCAGACCGCGUGAAGUAUCACCUUGACUUUCCAUCAGAAGUUAUGAGCGUAUCAGACUGGGAGGAAUUUGACAAUUCAAGUGAAGAUUAGAAAACUUUAAUAUUUAUUUUUUGCCAGUGAAUGACGAAAUUAACGCUUGGAGAAAAUAUUUAGAGAUUUUAUAUGUCUUUCUUAUAUACAUAAAUCAGUAUUUAAAUGUUUGAAAAAUAAGUGUCCUGCACAAAAUGGCAUUCACAGUCAAUAUCUGCCCAUCUGCAAGUGUUCUGCACAAAAUGCCACUUAGAGUCAGUAUCUGCCCACCUGCCAGAAAGCAGCGUUUUUAAAGUAACCACGGAACUGCCAUUUUCCCCCAGUUA
This is a messenger RNA of Eurypyga helias (sunbittern), 2233 nucleotides long. It is a transcript of the gene KLHL22, whose product is annotated as kelch-like family member 22. Bases 51 to 1967 code for a protein of 638 amino acids. Gene Ontology annotation, biological process: proteasome-mediated ubiquitin-dependent protein catabolic process; positive regulation of TORC1 signaling; protein monoubiquitination. Gene Ontology annotation, molecular function: protein binding. The record is from RefSeq and is a predicted model, not a curated record. The transcript is spliced from 6 exons. Gene Ontology annotation, cellular component: mitotic spindle; cytosol; nucleus. Lineage: Eukaryota; Metazoa; Chordata; Aves; Eurypygiformes; Eurypygidae.